AUGCCUUCUCCCUUUCCUGCUGAACUUUUUGAGAAGGCUAAAGCUGUUCAGGAAACAUUGAGUGAAUUAUAUUUCCGUAUAUCUUUGGAUCAUGAUUUCCUCGUUGAUGCUUAUAGAGAUGUUGUUAAAGCUGAUAAAUGGAUAGCUAAACAAAUUGAAUUAAUGGAGAUGGUUAAGAAAGAUGGAAUUCGACAGAAUAUUUCUGUGCAGCUCCAAAGAGCUGAUUAUAUGUCCCAUUGGGAUGAACAACAACACAAAAUGGAGUUGAAAAAUGUUGAAGUAAAUAUUGGCCAAGUUGGAGGCCCAGGUUGUGCCACUUUAAUGUCAAAGCUUCACAAAAGGAUGUUAGAAAAGGUUGGGAAUUUACGUUAUGGACAACCUCUUUCCUCAACUGUUAAUGGAAAAUUGCCAGAAAAUUGUCCAAGAAAGGGAAUGGCUGAAGCAAUAUUACAUGCUUGGAAAUUAUUUGGAGAUAAAAAUGCUGUGAUUGUGUUUAUGAAUCAACCUGAGCUAUUCCCUGUUUGCCAUUUUGAACAGCUACAAUUUAUUCAAUUCGAGCUAGAAGAAUUAGCACGUAAAGAAGGAAUUUAUAUAAAUGUUGUUAGAAUGUCAAUUAAAGAAACAACACAAAGGCUUUGCCUCAAUGAAAGUGAUUAUAUAAUGUAUGCUGAUGGUAGAAAAGUAGCUUUGAUUCAUAUGGCUUAUGGAUAUUUGCCUGAACACUUUCCUAGUGAGAAAGAAUGGAAUAUCCGUUACGACAUGGAACGUUCAAAAACAAUCCUUUCCCCAAAUAUUCGCCUUUCUCUGAGCGGAACAAAAAAGAUUCAACAAGUUUUGGCUAAACCUGGCGUUAUUGAACGUUUUUUGCCUGGCCAAACAGAAAAGAUUGCUUUGUUGCGUUCUACUUUUACUGGAUUAUGGGGAUUGGAGGAAGAUAAUGAAGAAAUUAGAGCCUGCCCCAAAAAAUAUGUAAUGAAAGCACAACUUGGUGCGGGGAAAGGAAAUUAUUUUGAUGAUCAAAUGGCUAAUAUGUUGAGCCGUAUGAGUGUGAAGGAACGUGGGGCAUAUAUUUUACAACAAAAGAUUUGGCCUGUUGUGGCUAAGAAUUACAUGAAACGUCCAUUUGAAAAGCCUACACUUGAAGAUAUAGUUAGUGAGGUAGGAAUUUAUGGUACUUUCAUUGGCAAUCAAGAAAAUGGAGGCAAAGUUCUUUGGAAUAGAGUGGAAGGUUAUUUGGUUCGUAGUAAGGCUCAUAAUGUCAACCAGGGAGGUGUUAGUGAAGGUGGUGGUGUUGUGGAUUCUUUGAUUCUCUUUCCGGAAAAUGAAUUAAAAUAUUAA
Molecule: messenger RNA, 1338 nt
Organism: Meloidogyne enterolobii
Lineage: Eukaryota; Metazoa; Nematoda; Chromadorea; Rhabditida; Meloidogynidae
Source: the annotation of a GenBank genome assembly